UGAAAUUGGGACCCAAAACCUCCUGGGCGAGUUAGAUGGACAACGGUGGCUCACAGAAGCCAGAAAACAAGCUGUAAUGCAGAUCCCGGCCCCAACCACUGCUCGCCAGAAUGUUACUAUAGUGGCCCCACAUUCUCUUGAGAGCAUCGUCAGGCAACCACCGGACCGCUGGAUGACCAACGCCCGAAUGACGCUCUACCAGAGCCUAUUGCUGACAGAGCGAGUAAGUUUUGCACCCCCAGCCAUUCUCAACCCCGCCUCCUUACUACCUGAGGCUGACCAGGCCCCUGCACAUAAGUGUGAAGAAAUACUGGCAGAAGAGACUGGAAUCCGGCCAGACCUCACAGACCAACCUUGGCCAGGGGCGAUGACUUGGUUCACGGACGGAAGCAGCGUUGUGGUAGAAGACACCUUUUCAGGAUGGGUCGAAGCGUUCCCCACCAAAAAAGAAACGGCUAAUGUAGUGGUCAAGAAGAUACUUGAAGAAAUCCUUCCCCGUUUUGGGAUACCUAAGGUAAUGGGGUCAGACAACGGACCUGCCUUCGUCUCCCAGGUGCCGCAUCAGUUUGAAGUAGGAGACGCAGUCCUGGUGAGGAGACACCGAGCGGGAAACCUAGAACCGAGGUGGAAGGGACCCUACUUGGUGCUACUGACAAAGCCCACCAUGGUCAAAGUGGAAGGAAUCCCCACUUGGGUCCACGCAUCCCACGUCAAGAGAGCAUACCCUGGAGUCAGCCAUGAUGAGUGGACUUUGGAGAAGACUAAUAACCCUUUUAAGUUGCACCUGCUUCGUAAGAGCGAUCCCAAAGGACUUCAACCCCCACAGUCCUGUUCAACAAACGUGGGAGGUACUCAAUGAGGGGGGUAGGGCUGUAUGGACAAUCGCCGAGGAUGCUCAACGGGGGUGGUUUGAGUCGUGGUUUGAAUCACGACCAUCUUGGAUAACUUCUUUGAUUUCUGCUGUAGCCGGACCAAUCCUUAUGAUAUGCUUAGCUUUAGUUUUCGGCCCUUGUAUAAUAAAUAGAGGAAUGGCUUUCAUCCAGAGUAGAAUUGAUACAGUA
Mus musculus (house mouse) is the source of this 1061-nucleotide messenger RNA. Its product is annotated as predicted gene, 54002. The record is from RefSeq and is a predicted model, not a curated record. The coding region runs from base 77 to 859 and encodes 260 amino acids. The transcript is spliced from 5 exons. NCBI's taxonomy places the organism in Eukaryota, Metazoa, Chordata, Mammalia, Rodentia, Muridae.